CAGCGCUCCGCUAUUUCUUCUAGCCCUGCGAGUUUCAUCGUUGGUCCGUCCGCAUCCCUCUGUCGACAUCACUGAAUUUUCACCCCUCUUUCCCCACCUCGAAUACCCGGUAUUGUUUAAAGCUUAUUUUUAGUAAGCCCUUCGGUAUGGGGGGUGCCGGCCAGUCACAGGAACACCGGCCUUCGGGCCAUCGAACUUGAAUCUAGAAUUAUCGAAAACAUGCGGAGGCAAAGGGAAAACCCUUGCGAAUGCAGCUUCUGUCCUAUCGUGCUUAAUGUGGAGCGGGGCCUGUGGGAUCACAUCACAACCCAUCACCCGGUGAAGUGUCCUUAGGGUGAGCUUGAACUCCAGAGUUUUCGAACACAUAUGAAAGAGAUAUGCCGAAGAAAAGGUCCUGAAAAUGUACAAACAUCACCACAUAAUUCAAAUACGUUUAUCCGAUGGAGUUCUAAAGAUGCUGCUUCUUCGGAAGCCACCGGCGGACAAAGAAUGGGUAGUAAAAUGGAACCUGGAGAUCAAACAAACCCGUCAGCAUAUUCUAAGGGCGACGUCGAUGUGAAUGGGAGGGCAUUCAAAUGGCCGAUGCUUCUUCGCAGGCUCGAUUAAUAAAUAGAAAGGGGAACGGCCUCAACUUGGCUCCGGAUGGCGGCCCACCAACACCUACACAUAAUUGCCGAGGAUGCUCCUAGAUCCUGAUUUUGAUCGAUCACGCUUUGUGAUGAAGCCGUACCCGUAUAGGGAUAACGAGCCGGGAGUGGCUACUAGAGCAACCGCAUCCCGCCGUUUGUUCGACCCGGGGAAGGCACUAGUCCUUUAUACCUCGCCCUCAUUAAGAAAGGUAGCUGCGCUCUCAGACAUUUUCUCUUAACCGCGAAGGCGGGUAGAGGAUGAUCUUAGAGAACCUUGCACAGCAAUCCCAGCAGAUAGUCACCACGAGGGUGCAAGAUACGACCACCGCAAUUCCACGGGGGCUCAACGCCUGAAGAUAAUGAAACACGAUUGGUUAGACAGCCACAGACUUGACCAAUCAACCCGGAGCAGCUCAUUGCUGAAGUAAAGGGGAUAUAUGCCGGUUUAGUCAUGGUUGAGGCAAAAUGUGCUCAGGUGGAUGCUAAGCAAGCUGCCGCAACUUGUGGUGAUGGCCAAACACAACCUCGUCUGAACGAUGAACAGUGGCAAGCAUUGGUUGCUUUAUAUCGCACCCUGCCGCAUGAGCACCACGAUUUCUUUUUGGCCUCGCAACACCCGAGCGCUAGCCCCCCCCUACGGCGAUUGGCUGACAAGUACGCAAUGCCGGCUCGGAUGUGGAGGCAUGGGAUAUGCGGCUUUCUGAAAUUGCUCCGAUAUAGAUAA
Molecule: messenger RNA, 1353 nt
Organism: Tuber melanosporum (Perigord truffle)
Lineage: Eukaryota; Fungi; Ascomycota; Pezizomycetes; Pezizales; Tuberaceae
Exons: 2
Coding region: 1081-1353 (90 amino acids)
Source: RefSeq, a predicted model, not a curated record